AUGCCUGCGGUGGACACUGAGAGUCCACUUGACCUGAAGAUUGAACCAAGCUACACACCGACAGACGACAUUAGUGUUGCUUCUCCAUCGCUGAACCCGGAUGAUGACAAGUCACAGAGUCAGUCCGGCGAGCCAUUCAUGUUCUGUACGUAUUGUGCCGAACAGAAGAGCCAGAAGACGUUCAAAGCAAAGUCUGACUGGAAGAAACAUGAGAUGAGGAUGCACGAGACUGGAGAAGACUGGCCAUGUGUCGUCAACGGUUGCAAUCGCAUUUUCGACCGACAGAAAGAUUUCAUCAAGCAUCAUCAACGCUACCAUGCCGGUCGACCCCUGCCGUCGCUGACAGACAUUGGCAUCACAUUAUUGCCGCGAAGAGUGUUUGGUUGUGGGUUCGAUAAGUGCAAAGAAGUCAGCAUCGGUUGGGAUGAGCGAUGCGACCACGUCGCGAAGCACAUGAAGAAUGGCGCGACGAUGGACCAGUGGAAAUACUCUAAUGUGAUCAGGAACCUGAUACGACAGGAGGCUCUCCACGACACAUGGAAAGAGCUUAUCGGUUGCUUGGACGAGAGAUUGCGAGAGAGUCGGUCGCAGAUUAGUUGGUGUCCCGACAACUCGCGAAUCCUCCGACAGAAGCUCCAGUGCUGUGACCUUCGACCGAGUCGGGAAGAGGUUUUGAUUACCGCCUUGAGUCUACGCGCUGAUAUACCCCUGGACCCUGUGCAUCAACAGCUACCCACCGGCUUCGUAACUCCCUCGAGAGAUUCCGUGCCGCAUGUCGAGAAGCUGUCGCGCGAACAGCGGAUGCAUAUACUCAUCGGAAACUCGAAUCCACAUCACUCACGAGCGCGCCUUGCGAGUAUCAACGCAGCUUUGCUGCGCAUCAGUAGUUCGUUGGCGCACGUACCUGACUAUGAUUGCGGCUCGUCUCCAUUUGUGGAGCCGCAGACGCCUGGUGCGCCCGCAGUGGAUACGGCCAGCCGCCGUAUCAGUUAUAUGGACGUGGACCCUGGAGAUUACCUGGACGUAGCGCAACCGGCUAUUCCAGAUCUCCCACCGGCUAUGACGACAUCUACAAUGCAUACACCCCAUGCACACCCCACGCCAGUCAUGGAUCACGAGCAGCACACACAGUUGUAUCCACAGGAGUACAUGGACCAAGUCAAGGUCACACCCAACCCACUGGAAUCACUGUAUCCCAACUACUUCGGUGCUGCUCCCCAGUUCGAAGAGUCGCAGUACUACGACCGCCCCUCGUUCGGUCAAAUGAUAUCGAAGCCGCUCCACAAGAUAGGUAGUCGGAUAAGCAGCUCAAGAGGCAGCUCUUCGAAUCAGAGACCAUCAUCGCAGAUGAGUCAAGCUUCGUCAGAGAUGCUUCCUGACUACAGUGUUGCCGCAAUGGGGACCUUUGCCGGCGACAUCGACAACGAACUUCUUGCAAAAACUUCUGUUGCGGACUUCCAUAGUCGUUACCAUCAACGCCAGUCGAUCCCUGUUAGCCUUGAUAUUCAUAAUCCUCUACCUCCUCUGCAUCAGCUAUACGUUAUAUCGCGUUAUAACAAGGAUGAUGAUACCGAUUCGAUGGGUACGCUCCCAUCUGACAUCAAGGGCUACCUUCUGAGCAACAUCGAGAUCUAUCUGCUCAAUCACAUCGAAGACAACGAUAUCAUAGCCUCUGGACUGCCGAGUUUCAUACACAAGGUUACGGACAAGCUCAUGGAGUUUGCUACCACGGGCACAGAUCAUUCCGUUCUGCGAAAGGACUAUCUGAACGCACUUAUCCAUGGUCUAGUCCUUACAAACGAAGUUGCCCCACGGACUAUGUUCGACACAAAGCCAUUGACGUUGGACUCGGUCUUUACACCAAUCUUCAGACCUGGUUCGCACAGCAUAGCGGAAAGGGAACGGGACCAUCUCAACUCUGCACAAGAGAACGUCAACGACAUGCUGGCAGCAGCAGCUACAGUAGGGAGUCUCGCAGCUGUUCGUCACUACAUUUCGCAAUCUGCUGAGGUUAUUGACUGGUUCCCCAAAUACUUUGCUGGCUUUGGUAACCCUUUGACCGCAGCAGCUUCCAGUGAAAAUGUCGAAGUUCUUGAGUGUCUGCUCACAGAAGUCAACAAUGAGCUCACGAAGCGGCGUUUCGCUCGGAUACAGCACGGUCGUACCACCCGGUGUGGUCCACUCACAGAGACUAUCACUUCCGCAAUAAGAUUCGCAGUUCGGACCGGAAAAUUGAGGGCCGUCGUCACACUGUUUAACUUCUUGCCAAGAUGCCGCGUUGAAAUACCAGCACAUAUGAAGACCCGGUCAUACUACCUUACCGAUGCCAUGAGGUGGGGACAGAUGGACGUGUUCAUAUGGCUCAUAGACCAAUGGAAUCCUCGAACCGCCGACCUGCCCUAUUGGAAUGCCCUGACUGCAGGCUUACGUCUUGCGGUCAAACAUGGUCAUACCAACAUUGUGCAAUACGUCUUCGACAAAGGUUUGGUACAUCCAGAUGAUGCGGACGUCAACACUGUGCUCAUCGCUGCGACACACGGUCAUCGCGCUAUCAUACAACUGGCGCUCGACCGAGGCGUUCAGCUUACGAUGCGGGACCUCAUCGCGGCGCUGAACGGAUCACUUCCCUUCCUCAUCACCCAAUAUCUUCUGCUUCACAACGUUCCACUCACGUCUGUGACCAACGUGGAAGAUGGAAGGUCCAUCACUACUUCCAUCGUUCCUACAGUCGAAGCGCUCUGUCGAGAAUCUAUCCACAUUCCUUUCGGCGAUUACAACGCGGUUCGGGGCGGGGAAAAGGUGCUGGCGUUCAUACUCUUGGCGAGCGAGAUGAGACGACAGAUUCCAGAGCUUACGUUGGACAACUGUGUUGAGCUGAAGAAGGUGUUCGAUAGGCUGGUCAGAAAGUGUCUGCGCUUGCCAAGGGGGUCAAUUCCGUAUCUUGAGAUGGUUGAAGAGCUGCACAGCUGGAUGGAGUGGGGAGAUGGACGAGAGUGGGCAAAUUGUGAGGUCUAG
Molecule: messenger RNA, 3015 nt
Organism: Alternaria ethzedia
Lineage: Eukaryota; Fungi; Ascomycota; Dothideomycetes; Pleosporales; Pleosporaceae
Exons: 2
Coding region: 1-3015 (1004 amino acids)
Source: RefSeq, a predicted model, not a curated record